Molecule: messenger RNA, 2892 nt
Organism: Coprinopsis cinerea okayama7#130
Lineage: Eukaryota; Fungi; Basidiomycota; Agaricomycetes; Agaricales; Psathyrellaceae
Product: RNA helicase
Exons: 9
Coding region: 1-2892 (963 amino acids)
Molecular function (GO): 5'-3' RNA helicase activity; RNA binding
Source: RefSeq, a predicted model, not a curated record
AUGGAGGGAAGGAACCAGAUCUUGCGGUGCCCUCUGUGUGAAGUCAACGUCGUCGGCCCUUCCUGGGACGAACACCUCGGUGGGACGAAGCACCGAAAGCAAGCAGUCAAGAACGGCGUGCCUAUCGAUGUUGAACCUAUCACUGCUAUCUCCACGGAAACCUCAACAGUUUGCGAUGUGUGCAAGGCGCAGGUACCGAACCACUUGUGGAGUCGCCAUGUUCAGUCGCCCAGGCAUAAAAGCCGCGAGAAGUUCCUACAGUAUCGCGCUGCCCUGGAUGAAGCAGAGAAAGACAAAAACGGCCUAGUCGUGGACGCCGCAAAGGAUCUUGGCUAUGUCGACCCCGCUGCGGCCGGUGGAGGUCUGUCGUUCAAGAUCGACAUCAAGUCUACUCUGCCGUUUGGCAAAUCUGUCCUUCUCCAGGCCAACUUGGCUUCGAAACUAGGAUCUCGCCCUACAGUAUCCGGAUUCAGUGUGGCAUCAGCAACGUUCAACACAGCGAUCACGCCGAGGACGCCAUGCCAGGUCUAUAUCCGUUUCGUACAGCGUUUUAUCGGACGAUACGAUGACCGCCUAGAGCUGGUGUUUGAAGAUACUCAGCUGAAAAAGAAAUUCAUCGUCUCCAGGCCCUUGAAAAUCGUCAUUGGGAGCAAGGCCGAACAUCAAGCCCUUCAACCUGUCAAACCAUACACUCCGCGCCCCAGGACACGCCGGGAGCCUGCACAGAACGUUGUUGAAGGUGUCCCACCACCAUCAUCCCACUCGAUUCCAUAUAUCGUUCGCCUCCCUCGAGCGGUCAUCCCGACCAAUCUUCUGACUGUUCUCGAUGGCGGAGAGCCCUUGAGAAAGCAGAUUGAGCAUGUUCGGCGCAUUUUCUUCCCUCGAGAGUUCUGCAGUGCCACCUAUGCACGCCACUUCAAGAACCUGAUUUGGAUUGAAGAGCACAAGUCGGAAUCCGAUCUGGAGCGCUACGACAUGCGCGAUGCUACCCUUCAAAAACACAACCGUUACUAUUAUCUUGCCAUCCCUGGCCUCGCAGAAAAACGACCUAGCGUCCUUGUCGGUGACAAGAUCCUUGUGCAGAGGACCAAUGCUCCCCCUGGCCACUGGUUCGAGGGCCAUGUUCACGUUGUGAGGAAAGAAGAAGUGGCACUUGUCUUCCAUACCAGCUUCGCAGGUUGGAGCGCCACCCAGCGAUACAACAUUCGCUUCAAGCUCAACCGAAUCGUAGUCCGUCGCCAACACCAAGCCCUAGACUCCGCAUUCGAAGAAGAUCGUGUCUUGUUCCCUCGUUCCAACCACGUCAAGGCACUGCCUCCUAUGAGGAACCUCCAACACUAUAACCACCUUAUUUCCACCAAUGAACCGCAAGUGAGGGCUGUUGUGUCUAUCGCUCGUCUUCCGGCCGGUUCCCCACCCUUUAUCGUCUUUGGACCUCCUGGAACUGGGAAGACCAUCACCAUCGUCGAAGCUAUCCGCCAAGUCCUGAAGCUUAACCCUAACGCCAAAAUACUUGCGUGCGCACCAAGCAACUCCGCGGCCGACCUCAUCGCAGAGCGCCUCGCUGUCGGCUUGAACUCUGAUAUGCUGUUUAGGAUGUAUGCGCCCUCGCGAACGAAGGACCAGGUCCCGGACAAACUGUGCAAUUAUGUCUUUACCACGCCCGACAACCAUUUCUCGGUUCCUCCGAUAAAGACGAUGAUGUCCUUCCGCGUAAUCGUUUCGACCUGCGUUGCGGCUUCCAUGGCCUCGGGCAUUGGUAUCCCUAGAGGUCAUUUCAGCCACAUCUUCAUCGACGAAGCUGGGCAGGCAACCGAGCCGGAAGCCUUCAUUUCCAUCAAGACCAUGGCGGAUUCUCUGACGAAUAUUGUCCUCUCGGGAGAUCCCAAGCAGCUUGGUCCUAUCAUCAGGUCGCCCAUUGCGAGAACGCUUGGUCUCGAGACGAGCUACCUCGAACGUCUCAUGAAUCUGGAGACGUACGACGAGCAUGGCCUCGAAUAUGGAUCACCUGUCGUCAAGUUGAUCAAGAACUUCAGAUCACACGAAUCGAUUCUCAAGUUCCCGAACGAGAAAUUCUACUCUGGAGACCUCCAACCAUGCGCUAACCCGGCCACCAUCAACGCCUACCUCAAAUCGUCUUUCCUUCCCAAAAACCCGAAAUUCCCCGUGGUUUUCCACUCAGUGUCUGGUAAAGAUGAUCGGGAGGCUUCGUCUCCUUCGUUCUUUAAUGUCGACGAGGUGUUGACCGUGAAGGACUACGUGAGGAGGCUGAAGGAGAACAGGAGUGUUCGAAUUAGCGACAACGAGAUCGGGAUUAUUACGCCCUACCACGCCCAGUGUCUCAAGAUACGGGCGUCUUUGCGCAGUGUGGCGGAUGGGAUCAAAGUCGGCUCCGUCGAGGAAUUCCAAGGUCAAGAGCGAAAGGUCAUCAUUAUUUCGACUGUCAGAAGCAGCAAGGAGUUUGUUGACUACGAUGUGAGACACACACUCGGGUUUGUUGCAAGCCCGAGGAGGUUUAAUGUCGCGGUUACUCGGGCACAAGCGCUCCUUAUUGUCGUCGGUAACCCGCAAGUGCUGGGGCUGGACCCUCUCUGGAGGUCCUUCCUCAAUUACGUCUACCUCAACGACGGCUGGACUGGGUCCAUCGACAUUCCUUGGGAUCCAUCUGAUGAUUCUGACGAUGAUGACGACGGCGACGAUGGUCAUCCGACCCUUCGAGGCCAUGCAUCUACGAAGAAAGGCGGCUACAGCGCUGAGAGGGUGCGUAGGGAAGCCGAGAUGGACAUGAACGCGUUUACGAGGCGCAUGGAGGAGCUGGCGCUGGGAAAUGCCGAGGACGGUGGGCUGGAGGACGAUGCCAAUGUUGAUAGGCCUUGGAGGGACGUCGAGUGA